AUGGCUAUUUACAAUUCAUUUGCAAAUUAUAAUCAAAAUGAGCCCAAUCAAACGCUUAUUAGUUCUUCAAUGCUGAAUGAUAUAGACAAGAGCGCAAUUAAUGCUUGUAUAGCUGCUCUGAAACCUUCUCAACAAACAAAUAAAUUCUCGAACAAAAAUCAACCAACGGUAUCGAAUCCUUCGGAUGAUCAGGAUUAUAUAUUCCUGGAACAGGAUUCACAUGAGAAAAUUGAGCAGAUUUUACAUUACUAUCGGCAGGAGCUAAAACAAGAAUCGCAAUCUCAGGUAGAUUGUACUCGGAAAUUAAUCAUACGUCUGGUUGAUUUUAUUCGACCAUGUUAUUCUUUAAAUGAGCGAAAGUUGAGAGGUUUAAAUGAAUUGUUUGAUGAAAUAUCGAGUUUACAUGCUAAGAAAUCUAUGGAACAAAAAGAUAAAAACCAAGAACUACAAAAUGAAAUUUCACGCUUAGAAAAAUUCAUAAUCACAUCGACAAAUCCGUAUAACGCCAAGGCAAAUGUUUAUGCAACGGAUUUGACAUUUGAUUACGACGAAUGGAUGAAGCUAGAAGAAGAAACAAGAAAACUUCGAGAUUUAGUUGAACGUCAGACUGAUAAAAUCGACGAACUUAUCAGACUUUUAUCAUAUUCAGGCACACUUACACACCAGACUUCCCAGUUAAGAAGCAUCAUUGGUGCUACUUUCGAAACUGAACGUGGCCAACAACCGCCCAGUAGCUCUAGCGCUACUGUUGGAAAACCAUUUCCAUCGAGAGCACCGAUCUAUCCGCAAUUAGAUUCAGGUACGAAUUUAUUACAAACCACAAACAACAGAUUUAAUUUACGCGAUCCAGUAAAUAAUGAAGCGCAAAAUGGAGGGCGACCUACAGUUACUACUAAUUAUUUGUCACCACUCUCGCGCAAAAUCUCAUGUACUAACGACAGAAAAUGUCCUAUAUGCAAUUAUCAAUUUCAUAAAACAGCUAAUGAAUUCGAAAUCAUUACUCAUGUCGACAGAUGUUUUAUUGACGCGGGUAUGGACGAUCUUGCUCCUUGCUCUGAACCAGAACAAUAUGAAUGUCCAAAAUGUAAUCAACAAUUUCCAUCCGAUCGUGAAAAAGAAUAUCGCGAACAUUUAUCAGAUUGCUAUGCAUAG
Molecule: messenger RNA, 1152 nt
Organism: Rotaria socialis
Lineage: Eukaryota; Metazoa; Rotifera; Eurotatoria; Philodinida; Philodinidae
Source: the annotation of a GenBank genome assembly